Podospora pseudopauciseta is the source of this 1501-nucleotide messenger RNA. RefSeq lists its product as uncharacterized. NCBI's taxonomy places the organism in Eukaryota, Fungi, Ascomycota, Sordariomycetes, Sordariales, Podosporaceae. The transcript has 2 exons. The record is from RefSeq and is a predicted model, not a curated record. Bases 443 to 1501 code for a protein of 352 amino acids.
GGUCCCUCCUGCGACGCCCAAGCAGUAGGCGCUUGACACACACCACCACCCUCCACCUCACUCAGGAACUUUGGCGGUUGUUGAGCACCCCCACUGCCUGGGCCUAGCUCCAAGCUAACCAAGCGCAAAGAGGAAAGCCCGAUGGCGGAUAAAAAACAAUGGAUGUCGUCACAAUGCCAAUAGCUGUUGCGAUCAUUGGGGUCUCUCCACAAUUGGGGCGGGAGAGCUCUCCUCUUGAGCGGGAACAGCAAAGAAGAGGAGAACACCCCCCGCGGCUUUUCGUCAUAAACUCCCCAAAGUCCGCCUUCAUCUCGGUCUUAACCCGUUCAUAAAUGCUUCCUGGGCCCAUGAUCUGGCUUCCAAUUGAUCCCUAUUCCAUCCCAAGUUCUGUCCCGUUUAUUGUCAAACCAUUCCUCCAAUCUCCAUCAAACAUCUGCCCAUCAUGCCUGUUGUACAAAGCGCCUAUGAUCCCAAGGAAAUGAAGUUCCGGUACCUUGGGAACACCGGGUUGCAGGUUUCUCUUUUCUCGCUUGGCGGGUGGCUCACAUACGGCGGCACCCAGAAGGGAGAGAUUGUAAAGAAGAUUCUCCAGACUGCUUGGGAUCACGGUAUUCAAACCUUCGACACGGCCGAGACAUAUGCAAAUGGCGAGUCUGAAGUCGAGAUGGGACAAGCUCUCAAGGAGCUCGCCUGGCCCCGCGAUGAGUACGUCCUCACCACCAAGGUCUUCUUCGGUACUGGUCGCAAGGAGCCAAACACCCGCGGUCUCUCCCGCAAGCACAUCGUCGAGGGUCUCAAGUCGUCACUUGCCCGCCUCCAGCAGCCCUACGUCGAUGUCGUCUUUGCCCACCGCCCCGAUCCCACCGUUCCCAUGCUCGAGAUCGUCGAGGCCUUCACCCAGGUGAUCCGCAACCUCAACUUGGCCUAUUACUGGGGCACCUCUGAGUGGUCCGCCGCUCAGAUCACCGAUGCCAUCAGAUUGGCCGAGAAGCACAACCUCAUCGCCCCCGUUGUCGAGCAGCCACAAUACAACGCCUUCCACCGCGAGCGCUUCGAGGUCGAGUACGCGGAUCUGUACAAGCACCACGGCUACGGCACCACCAUCUGGUCCCCUCUUGCCAGCGGCAUCCUCACUGGCAAGUACAAUGAUGGCAUCCCCGAGGACUCGCGUUUUGCCACCAACAAGGCCUUCUUUGAGAAUACUGUCAAGGAGCUCAAGAGCGAGGCUGGGCAGGCCAAGAUUGAAAAGGUGCGCAAGUUGACCAAGAUUGCGGAGCGUCUUGGAGGCAGUGUGUCACAGCUGGCGCUUGCUUGGGCUGCCUCGAACCCCAAUGUUAGCACGGUUAUCUUGGGUGCUACCAAGAUUGAGCAGUUGGAGGACAACAUCGGUGCGUUGAAGCUGCUGGAGAAGCUAACGCCUGAUGUGUUAGAGGAGAUUGAGGGCGUGUUGGACAAUAAGCCCCCAGGGCCUAACACCUUUGGUAGACAAAGGAAGUUGUAA